AUGCUGGCUGGAGUGGUGCCUGGCAACGCUGUCUUUUGCUGCAGCUGCAUGCACGCAGCGCAUCAAAAUCAUGACGCGAUGGAUGGAUUGCUAUGCAAGAGAGACUGCAAUAGCCAGCCGGAUGAGGCGAUACAUAUCAAAGUGCAUGUCAAAGUACAUGCCAAGUCUUUGUGUCAUUGCAUCGCAGCAUCGCAACUCUCUCAACUCCCAUGCUCUCGCCCGUGUGCCCGCUCAACUCGUGCUGCAACUCUGCCUCCAACUGGCUCUUUUGCCGCUGCUGCUGCUCCUGUUACCGAGUAUUCGCCCUCGUGCGGCACGACAUGCCCGAUCGCCAGUCUACGGACUGUCAUUGGCGUCUUGGCGAACUCGCUGGAGCAAAGCGCCCUGCAGCUUCUGCAGCACGAGCUGGGGGCGAGCAAGGGAGACGAGAGAGGCACCGGCCGACCGCCUCCAGCUCCCAAUGGCCUGGAGGAUUCCUCUCGUCCAGUCCAUGCAGGACGGUUUCUGCGCUGCUGCCAGUGCGUUGAAAGCAACAAGGAAUUCUGCCCGGCUGCCCUGGAUGAGACGAGAGGGAGAGGCAGCGUCCAAAUCCGGAACCCAGCCAGCCAGCUAGAGCUCAAACUCGAGGCAACAGCCAGGGCCCUGUUCAAUAUGGCGGUAAAUGAUCUGCAUCUUCAUCCUGAAGCUGUGCCUGGAUUGGAUCGCUGCGUUGCCUGCCGCCGUGUCUGCAUGUAUCUAUGCAUGUCUGUCUGUCUGUAUCAGCAGCUGGGUAAAAGUGACAUUACAUGGGACCAGAGGCAAAUGUCACCUUCUGCCACCGCCUUUCCAUCUUAUCCCAUGCCGAGGGGAGGGGAAAAGGAUUUCGCCUACCGCCACCACGAUGGGGCUGGCUGCGAUAAGAAUAGGAAGGAAAGAAAAAAAGGGACAGCGAAUGGCAGCAGCGAGAAGAGCAUCUCAUAUGUGAUGCUCCAUACAAGCAAGCAGUCAUACCAAAAGCGCCGGGCAUUAUCAUUCAUUAUUCCAACUGCCGUUUUCUACCUCCCUCUCUCGCUGCCCUUUUCCCCCGCUCAAUCCGCAAACCUCACGCAACCUCAGCCCGAACCCCGCUCGCACCGUCUAUUUCGUCCACCUAAAACACCAAGCCAGCGUGCUUUACGCUCGCAUCCUCCUCGGUGUCACUUGCUAGCUUCCCCCUCUAAACAAAGUCCCCCCCCAAAGCCGCGCUACCCAACGCCAUUUGCCCGGGGCUCGCGCAUGGUGUCGCCUGUUAGGCUGUGGCUUGUGACGCUGCCGGCCAUUCACGCCGCGGCUCGCGCACUCGAAUAUGCGUGGGUUGCGGGAGUGACGGCCCCCAGAGUGGCGCUAUUGCAGAUUUUCAGCCGCUCGUCGAUGGCGCUUCGCGGGCUUCAGUGCAGCGUUUUUGACAUCCAGCGGUAUCCCAGCCAUCCGGGGCAUCCUAACGAGAAGCAUCAUGUCAUGGCGCAAGCAGCUCAUGCCGCAUGCAGUAAUAGUAAACCCCUCUCCAUCCUAUCGCUACAGUAUGCUGAUUCUACGUGUAUAGCUCUCAAUGUUGUUGCUAUCAGUCGGGGCGCGGCUCAAACUUGGCCCAUCUCCCGUCCCUCGCGGAGAGAUCAUCCAGCCUCUUCUUCUCGUCACGGCGCGACUGUUCCGGCCGUCUGGGCAGCCAAUCGCUCCCUCGCGCUGACCACUGCCAAUCAUCUGCUGUCAAUUCGUUGCCUCGCCCGGCUCGGCCGACUCGGCCCCGCUUCACCUCCGGCGAUGAAUGAAUGA
This is a messenger RNA of Trichoderma asperellum CBS 433.97, 1791 nucleotides long. Lineage: Eukaryota; Fungi; Ascomycota; Sordariomycetes; Hypocreales; Hypocreaceae. The record is from RefSeq and is a predicted model, not a curated record.